Molecule: messenger RNA, 1526 nt
Organism: Rhinichthys klamathensis goyatoka
Lineage: Eukaryota; Metazoa; Chordata; Actinopteri; Cypriniformes; Leuciscidae
Gene: sbk1
Product: SH3 domain binding kinase 1
Exons: 4
Coding region: 146-1345 (399 amino acids)
Biological process (GO): peptidyl-threonine phosphorylation; peptidyl-serine phosphorylation
Molecular function (GO): protein serine/threonine kinase activity; ATP binding
Source: RefSeq, a predicted model, not a curated record
GGAUGUAGAGCAGAGCGCAGUGUGUGUGUGUGUGUGUGACAGAGCUCUGAGCCAGACGUCCUUCAGGAACGCUGAGGAAACUCAUUCUUUGUGAUUGAAGAUCAUGCUUUUCUGAAGGGAAUGAACGGGUAGACGCGGCGUUUGGAUGCAGGAACAUGAGGGAGAGAGAGAGGGCACCAGCAGUGCCCAGGUGGGUGUUCUCGCAGCGGGACGGGGCAGUGAGACGAGCGGGGCUCCGGUCGAGGACAUGCAGGCGCUGUCCAUCACGUCUCUCUCCGCCUCAGAGGUAGAACAGCAGUAUGAGCUGAUCGCUGCUUUGGGAAAGGGCACCUACGGCAAAGUCGACUUGUGUGUGCAUCGGACACAGGGAACUAAACUGGCUCUGAAGUACGUGAGUAAGAACAAGACGAAGCUGCGUAGUUUCCUGCGCGAGUACAGUCUGACGGCGGCUCUGGGCUGCAGUCCGUUUAUCAUCAAAGUCCUGAACGUCCUGUUUGAGACGGAGGACAGCUACGUGUUCGGCCAGGAGUACGCGCCCGCGGGAGACCUGUUCGACAUCAUCCCGCCUCAGGCCGGCCUGCCGGAGGAGAUGGUCAAACGCUGUGUUCAGCAACUGGGUUUGGCUCUGGAUUUCAUGCACAGCAAGAGUCUCGUCCAUCGUGACGUCAAGCCAGAAAACGUUCUGCUUUUCGACCGCGAGUGCCGGCGUGUGAAAUUGGCAGAUUUGGGAAUGACACGGCGGGCGGGCAGCCGGAUCAAGCGGAUCAGCGGCACCAUCCCAUACACUGCCGCCGAGGUGUGCCAGGCCUCGGUUUCGGAUGGCAUCGUCGUGGCGACGACCCAGGACGUGUGGGCUUUCGGAGUUCUGCUCUUCUGCAUGCUCACGGGAAACUUCCCAUGGGAAGCGGCGUUGCCUAGCGACGCAUUCUUUUCCGAAUUUCAGCGCUGGCAACGGGGGGCGUGUCCUCCAGGAGCCGUUCCCUCCCAGUGGAGGCGUUUCUCUGACGAUGCGCUACGCAUGUUCGGCCGGCUGUUGGCGUUGGAGCCGGAGCGACGCUGUGGCGUUAAAGAGGUGUUUUACUUCCUUAAAUACGACCUGCUGAAUCAUCAUCGCCGCAGAGCGUCCUGUAGGGCCCCGAGGGGAGGAGCCUCACGUUGCUCCGCCCACAGACACACAGAGCCCUCCCCCCCUUCAGGCACUUCCUGUCUACGCCCCACCCCCCUCAAACGUAGCAUCCUGUCCGAACCACAUUCCUCAAGGGAAGAGUCCUCCAAAAGCCCGUCGCCCAACCGCCAAGACAAGAGCAAAGUGAUGAUGACCACUCCUAUUGAGAUUUGUGUAUGAAGACAACACUGGGUCUCUAAGUGUACGGGUUUCACUGGACGGCCGCGAAACUUGUAGCAAUAUUACUUCAGGAGAACUACUGGAAAAAACGUUUGCACAAGAAUGACAAGAACGCCGUAGGUUAUUAAGAACUAGCAAAACUAUUACUCUGUGACUCUGAAACCUCACUAAUUUAGAGGAA